This is a messenger RNA of Esox lucius (northern pike), 5389 nucleotides long. Its product is annotated as filamin-A-interacting protein 1. The transcript has 6 exons. The record is from RefSeq and is a predicted model, not a curated record. Bases 262 to 3981 code for a protein of 1239 amino acids. NCBI's taxonomy places the organism in Eukaryota, Metazoa, Chordata, Actinopteri, Esociformes, Esocidae.
GGGGGGAGGGGAGAGAGAGAGAGAGAAAGAGAGGGAUAUCAUGCGAGAAGCAUUUCAUCUUUGCCGGAGCAUUUCCUUCUUGACCUAGAAUCCUAGUGGAGGAGAAGUGAGAGCAUGGCAUUCAGUUUGGAGCGUAGCUGCUGAACAGGAGUAGAAAGAGCUCUCCAAAAGGACCUUGACAUACAAACGGAGUCUCUCCUGUGGGAUUACCUUCAGCACUACUGUAAAGCAAACCUGGGGACCAGAAGGAAUAGGUAGAGAAUGAGGUCUAAGAGUAGUGGGGUGGAGAGCCCAGCUAAUGAGGCACUUGGAGUUCCUCAGGCAGCGCAGGACAUCAACCAGGAAGAGGAAGUAAAUCGGCAUGCGCCCAUAAAAAGCCUGAGGGUCAAAGUUCAACCAAACAGUAAAGGAGUGGAAGAGGAGGUGUUGGUGACCUCUGACUUAAAGAGGUCAACUGACAGUUCAGGGACUGUUGACCAAACACUGGGAAUCAUGAACUUUACUAAAGAGGACCUUCUGAAGCUGCUAGGGGUCAUGGAAGGUGAGGUCCAGGCGAGGGAAGACGUCAUCCGCGCUCUGCAGUCUGAGAAAACACACUCGGAGGCCCUGCAAUCCCACUAUGGUUCUGCAGCUACGGGCACGGCCCUCCAGGCCCUGCAGAGGGACAGCUUUCUCACUAACGCACAGACACACAUUGACAACGUCUACCACAGGCCAGUGGCAGAGCUGGACCGUCUCCAGGAGAAGCACAAGGACACGUACCGACGCAUGCUGGAGCAGCUCCUAUUGGCUGAGAAGUGUCACCGGCGCACUGUCCAUGAGCUGAACAGUGAAAAACGCAAACACGCCGACUACAUGAACAAGAGUGACGACUUCACUAACCUACUGGAGCAGGAAAGAGAGAGAUUGAAGAGAUUACUAGAGAACGAGAAAGCCUACCAGGUGCGUAAAGAAAAGGAACACACAAAGCGCCUAGAAAAGGUCAGAGAGGAGCUAGUUAAGCUGAAGUCCUUUGCCCUGAUGCUGGUGGAUGAGCAACAACUACACCUGGAACAGAUGGACCAACAGAGCCAGAGGGUCCAGGAGCUGUCCCAGCAGCUGCAACAGAGGGAGCAGGACCUGAGCGAAGCCAGCAGCCAGGCCAAUGAGAACAACCAGAAGGCCCUGAGUUUGGAGGUUGAGCUGAGGGAAUGCCAGGCCAAGUUCACCCAGGAGCAGGAGGAGAUGACCUCUAAGCUAGCCAGCCAGGAGUCCCAUAGCCGCCAGCUAGAUGUCAAGCUAAUUGGACUCACCCAGAAAUUGGAGGAGCUGGAGAAGGCUAAUGUUGCUCUGAGGAGGUCAGAGGAAGAAUUGCAACAGCUGAGGAAUAAGAUCAGUACCGGCGAGUGUGGGAACUCUAAACUAAUGACAGAACUGGAGAACCUCCGCAAACGAGUAUUUGAGAUGGAAGGGCAGGAUGAGGAGAUCUCCAAAGCAGAGGCACAGUGUAGGGAGUUGAAAAAGAGGUUGCAGGAAGAGGAGAACCGAGGAAUAGAACUCAAACUGCAGGUAGAGAAGCUUCAGAGAAGGAUGGUGGAGCUGGAAAAGCUAGAGGGGGCAUUUAAUCACAGCAAGGCAGAAUGCUCCCAGUUACACUCCGCUCUGGAGAGAGAGAAGGGUGUGUCCAAGGAGCUCACUGAUGAACUUACAACAGUAAAGAUACGCAUGAAAGAGAUAGAAUCCUCUGAGCUGAGACUGGAAAAGACAGAGCAGACCCUUAAAGAUGAUCUAGCAAAGCUGAAGUCAUUUACUGUGGUGAUAGUUGAUGACAGGAAUAAAAUGAUGGAGAGAAUGCAGUUAGAGGAGAAGAAGAGGUAUGAUUUGAGUAAGAUGUUCAAGGCUGAACAAGGCAAGGUUAUGGAGGUGACAGAGAGAUUAAUAGAGGAGAGUAAAAAGCUCCUGAAGUUGAAAUCAGACAUGGAGGUCAAGGUAGGGACGCUCACCCAAGAGAAGGAGGAGCUUAGCAUCAAGCUUGCAUAUGAAAUAGAAAAGAACCAGGAUCUGAGCUCAAAGGUCAGCCUUUUGAACAAGAGGUUGGAUGGAUUGGAGGAGACAGGAAAGAUAUCCACAAAGCACAUAGCAAAGAGGGAACUGGUAAGAUUGUCAGAUACAGGUUUGAAAGAGGAUAAUAGGGUUAAGGAGCUCACGCUUGAAAUAGAGCGGUUGAAAAAGCGUCUCAAGCAGCUGGAAGUUGUGGAGGGAGAUUUGAUAAAAACAGAAGAUCAGUAUGACUUACUGGAGAAAAAGUUCAUGACAGAGCAAGACAAGGCCAACAUUCUCUCCCAGCAGGUGGAGGAGAUGAGAAAUCAAAUUGCCCGGAAUAAAGCUAUAGAAAAAGGAGAGGCAGACAGCCAGGAGGCAGACCUUCGACAGCGGUUCAAAACAGAGGAAGCUAAAACCAGAGACUUGCAGAAUGAUGUGAUAGCCCUCAAGGAGAAGAUCCAUGAGCUGAUGAACAAAGAAGACCAGCUCUCUCAGCUCCAAGUGGAUUACUCCUUCCUCCAGCAGAGAUUCCUAGAAGAAGAGGAGAAGAAGAACAACAUGAGCAUUGAGGUCUUUCACCUUUCUGAAGAACUGGAGGCGACCAAGCGCCACAGCCGCGCUCUACGACCCAGCCUGAACGGAAGGAGAAUGGUGGAUGUUGCCAUGGCAUCCACAGGAGUGCAGACUGAUGCGUUGACCAAUGAGAUGGCAGAAGAAGACACCCCAGCUGUGUUCAUUAGGAAGUCUUUCCAGGAAGAGAAUCACAUCAUGAGUAACCUUCGACAGAAGGGCCUCAAGAAACCCACAGAGAAAGCCUGUGGUCAUGAACCCUACUCACCCUCUGCUUCCUCGGACCUCAGCAUAAAGAAGUCCUGGAUUCCCUGGAUGCGAAAGAGGGAACACAUCCCUCAAGGUGGUAGUCUGGACAAGUCUGUGCAUAUGAACGGUGAACCCAUGCAUUCUGAGCUGACAAUGUCCCAGAAGCAAGGGCAACCUUUACGCAUCAGAGUGACACCAGACCACCAGAACAGCACAGCUACCUUGGAGAUCAGCAGUCCUUCUCCUGAGGAGCUCUACUCCACUCCCCGCCUCAGCCUCAGUCCCACUCAGCAAAGCCACCAGAAGCCUCAUAUUACUAUCAUUCCCACCCACCCCACCGUCACCUCAAGGAGCAGAACCAUUAGUGGACCAGAGAGGACCAAGUCCCCGGUCACUAUAACCACCAUCUCCAGAGCUAAGUCACCAGAGAGCAGUAAGGCCUCAACCUCGUCUUCUUCGUCCUCCUCUUCGUCCUCCUCAGGCAGGGCGAUGUCACCCAUAUCGAUCAUGACGGUCAGCACAUCCACGGUGUCCAACGUGUCCGCCGCCUCAGAGCCCCAUGAGAUGACCGUGGGCCGGGCCGUCUUCAAGGUGACCCCGGAGAAACAGAUGGUCCCCGCGGCGAUCAGGAAGUACUCCAACAGCGUCGUCACCACCACCACCGCGGAGGACAACAAGAUCCACAUCCACCUGCAUGGAUCCCAGUUCAGCAAGAGCCCCUCAGAGAGCCACAGCAACACGUGCCCCAAGGUGGUUGUUAAGCCUAUCGGCGCGGCAACACAGUGUAACAGAGAGAUGACAUUAUCCACGGGCACGGUGUUGCGAUCCCCUCGCCACAGUGCCGCGCCGCUCAAAAGCCCACCCGGUAAAGUGACGAGCAGCCUCACAAUCACCCCAGUCACUUCCACCCCUGCAAGGUCAAUUCAGACGCCCGGGCAUGAUGCCCACCUACCUAGGGGAGGGCUCACCCGGAUCCCCAUGUCUAAGAGCCUAAAGACAGGCAAAUCCAUGCUGGGAGCCCUGGGGAUGACUGGAGGAAUGAGGCUGGAGCAGAGAGCAGAGAGCCAGUCCAUGAGGAUAGAGCUGAAGAAAUCAACGAUCAGCAGCGGAACAGCAUUUCUAAAUGGAGGGAAAGGCUGAUGGAGCCAGAGACCCUGACAGGGAACAUCAAGUUGCCAACCUUGGUAGGGUUCUAAUUGUUCUAAUGAUUAAAGGUGCUAAAUAUAAAUGUGCAAAUGAAGUACCCUUUGGCAAACAGUUAAGUGGUAAUUCAGACAAGGCGAAGUCAUUGGGUUCUUCUCUGUCUGGCCGGAGCUGGAUGACCAUUAUGUUCUUGUCAAGCUGAAAAUGUUUUAUAUCUUCAAAAUUAAACAUUGUACUUGAAAUCAUGGAUAUAUACUUUUUUAAUUAUUAAAUGUAUGUAAAUGAUAUUUUGUUCUCAGUGUUUUAAAAUGGUGAUGAAGUCAACUGCUAUCCUAGAUAACUACUGGAGGGUGUGUGUAUGUUUUUUAAGGGAACAUAGGCUGUCCAUUGUCAGGCACUGCUAUUAACUGCUUCAUGUAUUAGUUAGGCUGCUUCACAUAGUGACAUGUUCACCAUGAUGCGUAUUAUAGUGCAUUUAAUACUGAGACUAUAUAAUUUGGACCUUUUAUGUCAUGUGUUUUUACUGACAUUCAUUUCGAUAAAAAUCUAAAAAUAAAGAUCAGUCCCAUAAGCAUAAGACAACAAAGAAUAUUCUCACAAAAGAAUAUGUGCACUGUUGAUUUGCACAAUGUCAACAUUCUUGAACAUUACUUUGGAUGCAUUAGGGCAGUGGUUACCAACCUUUUUCAAUUUCUGUACAACCAGCUGAAUUUUACCAAGUACCUCUGGGAUAACCCCACACGUGCCUUUUACCAGUAAGUCAAUGGUCUCCUGGGUAUUCUCAAGUGUACAUAGAGUACCCCCAGGAUUCCUAACUACCCUUUGUUAGGGAACCACUGCAUUAGAGCAUCAUUUUAACCUGUAGCAAUGAAUUAACCUCCCAUUAAUCUACUGCAAAGACAGUGUUUGUGUUAACUUGCUGUGGGUUAUGACUGUACACCAACACUAGUGCUGGUUAUUCCCGGUCACCAUUGUGAGGCGCUUACCUACCUAUGCCUUUCAGACAAAAAAAAUGCUCAGUUACCAAGCUGCCUGUGUCUACAAUAACUGACCAUGUGCCCUCUGAAAGAAUUUGUAAGAUUAUUACCAAAUGAGCAGAGGAGUUGAUACAUUUGCUCAAUCAACCAAAGAGAGAUAAUCAAACCAGUGUCUUUAUAUGUCUGUAACAUUAGAUUGGUGAAUCCUGAGACGGCCAUAUGUUAGAGUAAUAUAUUGAAUUUAAGGUAUUUCAGGUGCUCCUAAAUGUUCUGUAAAUGUCUAUGAAAUGCAUAACAUGUUUUUAAAUGUAUUCUGUAUGAAAUACUUGGCUUUUCAAUAUGUGCCAUAUACCUAUUCACAAUCAAUUAGCGUUGUAAAUGAUGAUCGAACUUUUAAAUUAAUGUGAACAUAAUUACAUAAAGGCAAG